AUGAUGCCCCCGCCAGCCGUCGUGGAGCGGCUGCUGGCACGACGUGACCGACUCACGGCCCGGGCCAUCGUGUCGUUGGGGGCCGCUCUUCUGAUGGCGGGACGCUUUGACGAAGCCAUCGAUUUGCUUGAGGCUCUUUUGGAUGAUGUCAAUACCGGCCGCAAGCAAGCCUAUGAUGACUUUGCCAACGCCUACUUUAACCUAGGCAUUGCCUAUUCAGCGCUCGAACGGCACGAGGAUGCUAUUGUCGCUCAACGUCAGGCUUUGCGCCUCUUUGAGCGGAGCGAGGAUGAUGACGGCGUGCUGCUGGCCGCCGUGAAUGCCGCCGGUGCCCUGCUCGCUCACCAACGAUACGAUCAGGUCCUGCAACUCUUGCAGCCACGACUUACCAUGUGGGAGUCUGGUCAAAACUUGCCUGCUGACAUCUCCGAGCUCCCGCUGGCAUACGCCUUUGCGGCUCAAGCCGCCUACAAGCUUCGCAACCUCGAACUGGCCCGCAGCCUCUUCCUCUCAGCCAGCUCCAUCGCCCCGGCCGGCACCACUUACCUGGCGCAGCUACACAAUAACAUAUCGGCUGUUCUUUUGCUUCUGGGUACGUCGCUGGACCCACCCGAUCUACCGACCCACGCCUUGCUCAGAGUGUUUUCCCGAGUCGCUUUCUCCUUUUCCUCACAUUCUCUUGCCGCCGGCUUGCGCCGCGGACAGACCGGUAUGAUGAGGCUGUGGAACAUGCCCGCUUGGCCUGGGAUCUGCUGCCAGCGGAUGAGGUGGAGAGUGACCCCAUGGAUCGUGCCAACGUUGCCCGCAACCUCGCCACCGGUCUGGUUCGUAUCAUCACGUCUAUUGGUCAUGCGAAAUAUCUGCUUCAGUCAACCGGCGCGUCCGCGCAUCUCCUCCCCCCCCUCAUGCGCUUACCAACUUCCAAAUGCACCCCCACACCUCCCAAAUCAGGCCAAUCUCAGUCAAUUUGAAGAAGCACUGCAGCAUCUCCACGUGGCUUGGGAGUCCUUGUCCACGCUGAACCGGCCCCUUCACGCGGCUCGCUGCCUGGAAGACAUGGGAGCCGUCCGGUUUCACCUCGGCGAUCUUCAUGGCAGCUUGCGCCUGUACCAGGAGGUUUUGGGCAUGGCGCUGCGCCUCGAUGACGCUGAGCUACGGGAGCGCGUGGAACAAGCCACCUUUAUGGCCUGGAACGCUCUGCAGACACACGACCAACUGCGCCAUCGUCUGCGCUCCCACGGCGCUGCCAACGAGGGCGAUUUUGGUCCAACCCGACCCGAUGGUCUCGCCGUGGGUGAAACACCACGUCCUGAUAUCCGGCAUGGUCCCCCUUCCGCGUCCUACGCAGACGCGGCCGUUCAGCUCCCACCCCGCCCCCACACGUCCCAGCUUGUGCGCUCGGGCACCAAACCCCUGAGCCCGCCCCUGACCAGCACCCGGCCCGUUAGCAUGAGUGUGGCCUACGAGGAACUCUUUCAAAAAGUGACCACCCCCAACAGCAGUCGCCCUGCCACAGCUGCACAUGACCCAGACCAUGACCGCGAUAACCACCUCAGGCCCACAAGCCUGCCUGAAUCGACCGACAUGCCCUUGUCGCCUGUUCGCGCUGACCCCCAGCGCAGCAGUGGUACCGUGGGGUUUGUAUCUCCACUUCCAGACAGUGAGGGCCCAGCGCGCAACGCCUCCCAACGUCGCCGCCCACCGCCAACUCCAAUGCCCCGACUCCCCAUCCACCUCGACGACUCCCUGAGCGACGACCGGACCGCCGCACAUCCCCACAUACCUGACCGCUUGAUCGUGGAACCGCGCACCAGUCACGGCCCGCCCCAACGCUCCCGAGCUUGUGCGGUCAUGUAA
Monosiga brevicollis MX1 is the source of this 1857-nucleotide messenger RNA. RefSeq lists its product as uncharacterized. Gene Ontology annotation, molecular function: protein binding. The transcript has 2 exons. NCBI's taxonomy places the organism in Eukaryota, Choanoflagellata, Craspedida, Salpingoecidae. The record is from RefSeq and is a predicted model, not a curated record. Bases 1 to 1857 code for a protein of 618 amino acids.